Molecule: messenger RNA, 810 nt
Organism: Caenorhabditis briggsae
Lineage: Eukaryota; Metazoa; Nematoda; Chromadorea; Rhabditida; Rhabditidae
Exons: 4
Coding region: 1-810 (269 amino acids)
Cellular component (GO): nucleus; cytoplasm
Molecular function (GO): protein serine/threonine phosphatase activity
Source: RefSeq, a predicted model, not a curated record
AUGAAAAGUAUUCGAAAAACUGACAUUUUCGAUGGAGAAUCAGUCGAUCAGCUGGCUCAACGGAUCAUUGAUCAUCUUUUGCAAUGGAGAUGUUUGGAUGCGUUUUGUGAUAAACAGAUGCUCACGAUUUUGGAUAAGAAUGUAUUCAAUGAACUUCCUCUCUGCGCUCGAGUCGGUCAGAAAAUCCUAUGUAUGCACGGCGGAAUCUCCCAAAACUGCAAUUCAUGGGAAUCGUUCCGAAAUCUCAAAAAACCAAACACACCAAAAACUUGUGACGAGGGACUUCAGGUGGAUUUGAUGUGGGCAGAUCCGACACAAGACAAGUGUAAUGCGUUUGCAAUUAAUCAGCAACGAGCGAUUUCGGUGGUUUUCGGAGAAAAAGCACUUACGGAUUUCAUGAAAAAGCUGGGAUUAUCGUUGAUUGUGAGAGCUCAUGAGGUGUCUCAAGAUGGAUUCAAUUUCAUGUUCAAUCGGAAAAUUGUGACUGUAUUCUCGGCUCCCUAUUACUGUGGAAAUGAUACAAACUGUGGAGCUAUUAUGCAUAUUUCUCCUUCCUAUGAAAUUUCGUUCACUGUCCUCCGUCCAAGAAUGAUUCAAACAUCGGAAAAUGCUGAUGUGGUUAGACAGAUGGAGAAUAAUUAUAAGGAUUUGAUGGUUAAGAGUCCGGAUCCAAAUCGUGGACGUCAUCUGACUCCUGCUCCAAUCCCAGUUCAGCCAGUUUCAAUUCCACCAUUUAUAGCCCCAGUUGCACCUGGUCCCCCGAUUCAGAUUCCUCCACUUAUUUCAGAAAUGGUUGAAAUGAAGAAAUAG